AUCGUGAGCUAGCCAUUUCUGUUGACCGUUAGCUCCCGUAAAAUAUUAAUGCCGCCCAAAAAGACACAUUUAGCGUAAUUGUCAGACACAUUAAAACGCCAUCAGAUGUAUCUAAUGGCGACUGACACGUUAUUCCGGGCACAUAGCCUCUAAUAAAGGCGCAGCGUGUCUGUUUUAGUGACCUAGUUGGUAGCGGUGCCGCUGCUAACAAGCUAAGUUGCUAACAGGUUGCUAACAUCCGUUUACAGUAAAGCAGGAAGGAGGGACCAGACGAGCUGCUUGGCCUCAAAGGUUACUGCACUUCUGCAAACAUUUAUUCAUAAAAACGAGCCGUGUCCGGUGCUGAGAAAACGGGGGAAAGGGAAAGAAUAUUUUUACUCAGCUGAGCACAAAGAUGUCAAAGGCUCCGGAUUCGCCAGCUCGGUCUCGCUCCAGAUCGAGGUCGAGAUCCAGAUCUUACUCCAGAUCUCACUCGAGAAGCCGCUCCCGCUCAAGAUCCAGAAAACGUCGCUAUAGCUCUAGAUCCCGUUCCCGCUCUCGCUCCCACUCUCCGUCCUACAGAAACUAUCCUACCAGGGACUAUCAGAACAACAGAGGUGGGUUCAGAGGCUACAACCGAGGCUACCGGAGGCCCUACCACUACCGUGGCAGAGCCCGAGGCUAUUACCAACGAGGCCAUUACCAGAACAGGGGAGGAGGCGGCGGCUAUGGCUAUAAGUCCAACUGGCAGGGUGGUGGAGGUGGUGGUGAUAGAGGUGGUGGAGGAGGCUGGCACGACCGGCACCAUGACCAGGACCACCACGCACACAGUCCCAGGAGAGGGCGCUCACGCUCCCGCACACCCAAGAAGCGCUCAGGAAGCCGGAGCCGCUCCCACUACUCUGACCGCUCAUCUUCACGGGGAUCCCGGCGCUCCAGGCACUCCAGCUUCUCCUCGCGGUCCCGGUCGUCAUCGCCACGUCACCGCAGCAGCAAGGGCAAGCACGGCUCCAAGGAGAGUAAGGACAAGGUAGAAAGUCAAGCAGACAAAUCCGGUCAGGCAGCAGAUGGCAGCGCCAUCGAAAAGGUGUCUGGCGGUAAAUGGAUUGACUAUGACACCAGCCCUAAACGAACCCCCCCAGAGACUAAAAAAGCGGACAGUGACACUGGUCCUGACGGCAAAGGACCUGGGAGCGGCGGCCCUCUGUGGAAAACCAUCGGGACCGCGUCCCCUCCAGCAAAGAGCCCCACAAAGUCUGGACAAACUGCCUCCUUCAGCGGCUUCGGAUUCUUCUCAAAGGAGGACUCCAAAUCUGCCGAUAAGAGCGGGAUCUCCGCUGCCUUCAAAAAGUUCUUGGCUGAGAACAAAAACAAAAAGCAGGCUGCUGAGAAGGAGAACGGUCGCGAUAAAGAGCAGAGCGCCACAGACAGAGAACUGGAGAAAGGAAGCAAGUCUGGAGACCUUUUCAGCAUCUCGUCCACUUCUUUCAACGACUCCAAAGAGGACAAGACCCUGCCUUUCUUUGACGCUGGAGAAGAGGAGUUCCUCAAGUCUCACGGGCUGAAAGAGCGAGACAUCGAGGAGGACGGGGAGAUCAAAACCACCCUCACAGCCCGGGACCUUUUUGGUAAAUGGGGGGACGAACCAAGCUAUCCGACAUCCUACCCGUCAGUGAAAGAGAAGAGCCGGAGAGAUGCUGAAGAGGCGGAGCCGGUGGAUCACAUGGAGGAGGACUUGUUCCGAAGCCGCAAGCACAGCUCCAAGAAAGAGGAGAAGUCCAAGAAGAAGGAGAAGAAAGAGAAGGAGAAGUCUAGAAGGAGUCCGUCCCCUCCCGCAACUUCCAGAGAGAAGGAGCGGCCGCUGUUCCCCGGAGCUUUCCCUCCUCGUGAGGACUCACCUGUACGACACCUGACCGCGUCAAGGCACGACUUUGAGCUCAAAGUCGGCUCUGUUGAUGAAAAGCCCAGCUCGUCACUGUCUAAAGAGCGCCUCAUGCCCCGAGACCUGGUCAAUCCUUCUCAGAAAGAUCCAGAGUUUCGUUCCAUUUUCCAGCACAUUCAGUCAGCACAGCUCCGCCGCAGCCCCUCUGAGCUGUUUGCUCAGCACAUAGUCUCAAUUGUGCAUUACAUCAAAGCUCAACACUUCCAAUCCUCAGACAUGACUUUAAGUGAGCGGUUUGCCAUGUACCAAAGAAAAGCUGCGGAGGUAGAAUUGAUGAAGCCAAGGAAGAGCCCAGAAAUCCACAGGAGAAUCGAUGUUUCCCCCAGUGCCUUUAAGAGGCACUCUCACCUGUUUGAGGAUAUGGAGGAGACGAGCUACAAGGAUCCAAGUAAAAAGUUCAAAGGCGACGUGAUGGACCUUCGCCUGGAUAUUGAAAGACGUAAGAGGUUUGCUGGGAAGGAGUUCAAGCGUGAAGGAGGCAGGAGUCCCGGAGGCUCCCGAGGACCAAGCAGAGAGAGGUCCUCUGAGAAAUCUGGGAAACACCACAAGAAAUCCAAGAAGGGUAAAAAGAAGCGGGACCGCUCUCCUUCCUCCUCUUCCUCCUCCUCCUCUCCGUCCCCUUAUCCUCCACCUUUCAGAGGUAAAGAGUACAUGGGAGGAGAGGGGAUGGAGCACUCGGAGGAGGGCUAUGGUCACCCACGUUACCCUCCACGGGACUACAGUGGGCCCGCAGACAGGGGCCCUCGAGAGUAUGAGGGCUACAACCCAGAGAGAGGCCGAGGCCGCGGAUUUUUCCCCAGAGUGAGAGGGAGAGGGUGGAACAGGGGAAAUUAUCCAGGCAACAACAGCAAUGGAAACCCUGCCAAUAUGAACCCUGCAGCGCGCCCUCCAGAGGAGGAGUGGGACCCUGAAUACACUCCCAAGAGCAGGAAGUAUUACUUGCACGAUGAUCGCGACGGUGAGAAAACCUGGGUAGACAACCGCGGCAGAGGCCGGGGUUCCUUCCCACCUCGCCGGGGUCGCUUCGUCUACCGUAAGGGGGGCAGCAGCCCCAAGUGGACCCACGACAUGUACCAGGGAGGAGAAGAGGGGGCGGAGCUGGGAGACGACGGCAUGGAAGUAGGUCGUAAAGAAGCUAAGAUCGUUGGAGACUCUGCACAGAAGCCGUAGAACCGAUCACUGCAUCGUCAUCGUUACGUUUUCAUGAGUGUCAGAGCGGUUACAGUGACGAUGGAAGGGCUUCUUCAUUUCCCCUCCACGUCAUCUCAUCAUUUAGUGGUUAAUGUUCUUCACACUUAAGGUGAAGAGAGACUGGAAUGAAGAGCAGCACUCUGUUACCUUCUGUUCGUGAGGUUGGCUUCAUUUCAGUCUUGUUUUUUUUUAACGUAAAGGUGAGUUUGUGUUUCGCAGCUGGUCGACUUAAUUGUAUCUUUUUAAGGGAGAAAAUACUGAGGCAACAAAGAUGAAUAUUCUCUAAAAAAGAAAAAAGAAGACAAAAUAAGACAUUUGUGCCUUAGAAAAUAUUAAUUCAGUACUCUACCUGUGUAAUCUGUUUGAAGGUAAAGCCCCAGCUCUCUCCUGUUGAGAGAAGUUAGAUGAUAUCCAUCUUUUCUUUGUUUGUUUUUUGGGGCUGUGAUAAAUCUUUGAUGUUACUGCAUGAACCGUUUAAUUCAUACCUCGCUCCUCGGGACCAAUCAGCAGUGGGCUCAGGGCUCAUGACCGUCAAAUCAUCAGACAUGUUCUGAUAAACCCCUGAAGGAUUGAUGUUUUUCACUCAUAUUAUCUGGGCUUUUUCAUACUGUGCCACUUCACCUGAAUUUCUCAUUAUAAGUGACGACAUUGUUAAGUGUGUGUGCUACAGUAUACGUAUGUUUUCAGUUAAAAAAAAGAAAAAAAGAAUUGGCAACAAAAUAUUUUGCUUUAGACAGAUAAACUAGUAGGUUUUCUGCCUCUUGUCAUAUCGAUUUAGGUAAGUGGCUACAUUUUGUUUAGAUUUUUAAUAAAAAACAGAAUAGGCUAAUACAUGUAUAGAAUUAUAAGACUAAAUUAUUGUAAUCUUAACAUCUUGGGGCGGGAAACUUAAUAUGGUUCUUUUUUUUUAAUACAACAGUUGCAGUAAAUCCUCUCGCAAAACUAAAGACACCAGUUUCUGAGCAACCUGGGCAUCAAAACAAGUGGAGAAACCCAAGAAAUUGUGACAAAAUGUUUUGUCAAAGGCAACGAUUAAAAGUGUAUAUUUUUAAGAGGAGUUGACAAGAACUAGCAGAACUAGUUUUGUGAAUCUCACUGUGCUGCUUCGUCCCACUUUCGAGUGUACAUACUGCAUGUACUCAGCAGAAUUGUAGGACUUUUUUUGUUUAAUCUGAAGCUGAAAACUUUUGUACUGUUCUCAAGAGCUUUGGAGUACUUUGUCUUUUAAUUUUCAAUAAAUCUUUCUUUGAUUCAGGGCAA
Centropristis striata (black sea bass) is the source of this 4372-nucleotide messenger RNA. RefSeq names its product thyroid hormone receptor associated protein 3b (gene thrap3b). NCBI's taxonomy places the organism in Eukaryota, Metazoa, Chordata, Actinopteri, Perciformes, Serranidae. The record is from RefSeq and is a predicted model, not a curated record. Gene Ontology annotation, cellular component: mediator complex. The transcript has 11 exons. Gene Ontology annotation, biological process: positive regulation of transcription by RNA polymerase II. The coding region runs from base 395 to 3091 and encodes 898 amino acids. Gene Ontology annotation, molecular function: transcription coregulator activity; DNA binding.